UGCAGCAGGUGGCGGAGCCCCGCCCCCUUCUCCCCGCGCACCAAUAGGAACCAGACCUGAAGAGGACGAACCAAGAACGAAAAGAACCACCCACUCGGGAGCCGCAACCUAGAAGCCAGAGUUGUGUAUCAGAUUCAACUAGGAGAAAAUCCCACCUCCAGGCUCCAUUAAUCCUUCCAAUGGAGUGGAAGUUUCUCUCACAGAGAAACUAGUAAGGGGAUCCAAUGGGAAAAGAACGUUCACACGGACUAGAAGACGAAACCAAUGGAAUGGAAAAUUGUCCUCGCGUUGGUAGAAGCAGCCAAUGAGAUGAAAAGAGCCCGCCUCCAAAGUGGCUGCAGAGGCAAUGGGGUCCGAGGAGCUGCAGGUGUGACUGAUGGGAAUGAAGUGGCCAAGGCCCAGCAGGCAACUCCUGGGGGAGCAGCCCCAACCAUCUUCUCCCGGAUCCUGGACAAGAGCCUCCCAGCUGACAUUCUCUAUGAGGACCAGCAGUGUCUUGUGUUCCGUGAUGUGGCCCCUCAGGCUCCUGUGCACUUCCUGGUCAUUCCUAAGAAGCCCAUUCCUCGGAUUAGCCAGGCUGAAGAAGAAGACCAGCAGCUUCUAGGACACCUACUCCUUGUGGCCAAGCAGACAGCAAAGGCUGAGGGCCUGGGAGAUGGAUACCGACUUGCUCAAUUUCAGUGAUCAACGAUGGGAAGCUGGGUGCACAAUCUGUGUAUCAUCUGCACAUUCAUGUACUUGGGGGCCGGCAGCUCCAGUGGCCUCCAGGUUGAACCUGCCAACUGAUUAAAGGACACCAGACUCUGGAUGCUUGGAUGGAAAGGGAAAAAUGGACCCUGUGAUGCUAAUAAAACUGUUCUCCCUUAA
Messenger RNA from Homo sapiens (human), 867 nucleotides. It is a transcript of the gene HINT2, whose product is annotated as histidine triad nucleotide binding protein 2. The transcript is spliced from 5 exons. The record is from RefSeq and is a predicted model, not a curated record. Gene Ontology annotation, cellular component: mitochondrial matrix; cytoplasm; mitochondrion. Bases 265 to 684 code for a protein of 139 amino acids. NCBI's taxonomy places the organism in Eukaryota, Metazoa, Chordata, Mammalia, Primates, Hominidae. Gene Ontology annotation, molecular function: adenosine 5'-monophosphoramidase activity; catalytic activity.